AUGGUGGUUAAUGAUAGGGAAAACACAGAACAUGAUAACAAUAUUAACGAUUGGCUUUCGAUAACGUCGAAUCGGACGGCAAAAUGGUGGUAUUCCGCUAUCCACAAUAUUACUUGUAUGGUUGGUGCUGGUAUUCUAGGACUUCCUUAUGCCAUGUCUCAACUUAGAUGUAAUUUCAGUUAUUCUGCCAUUGCUUGGGUGGCUUCAGCACUAAGAGGAGUACAACCAGACACGGAUUACCAUCACUCAAGUGCAGGGAAUGUAUUUGGUUUUUUAAGUGGGUUAGGAACAGUAGCAUUUGCAUUUUCUGGACAUAGUGUUGUUUUGGAAAUCCAAGCAACUAUCUCUUCAACUCCGGAGAUUCCAUCAAAAAUACCGAUGUGGAAAGGAUCUCUUCUUGCUUAUAUAGUUGUGGCUCUGUGUUAUUUUCCAAUUGCUUUUGUUGGUUACCUUGUGUUUGGUAACAAAGUUGAAGAUAACAUCCUCAUCUCGCUUGAGAAGCCAGGUUGGCUAAUCGCUGCUGCCAAUAUAUUUGUCGUUAUUCAUGUAAUCGGUAGUUAUCAGGUCUUUGCAAUGCCAAUAUUUGACAUGCUCGAAUCCUUUCUUGUGUUGAAGAUGAAGUGUAAACCUAGUAGCAUACUUCGCUUUCUAACACGCUCUUCAUUUGUUGCUGUUACCAUGUUUAUUGGGAUAAUAUUUCCAUUCUUUGGCUCGCUUCUAAGUGUCUUAGGAGGAAUAGCUUUCGCACCCACUUCAUAUUAUCUUCCUUGCAUUAUAUGGCUAAUUAUACGCAAACCCAAGAGAUACAGUUUAUCCUGGUUUUGUAAUUGGUUCUGCAUCAUUUUCGGCGUGUCGUUGACAAUAUUAUCUCCCAUUGGAGCUGUAAGGGAUAUCGUAGUUCAAUUCAAAACCUAUAGAUUCUUCUCUUAAUCACUUCUCUAAUUGGAUCCGGCUAUUUUUUUUUAGCGGAACAUCUUGUGGUUAAUGUUUAAUGAUGUACUAAUGUUUAACUUGGCGUAGUUAUGUAGGCAAAUUGGUGUAUAGGCAACUUGAUA
Chenopodium quinoa (quinoa) is the source of this 1055-nucleotide messenger RNA. RefSeq names its product lysine histidine transporter 2-like. Lineage: Eukaryota; Viridiplantae; Streptophyta; Magnoliopsida; Caryophyllales; Amaranthaceae. Gene Ontology annotation, cellular component: plasma membrane. The coding region runs from base 1 to 930 and encodes 309 amino acids. The transcript is spliced from 6 exons. The record is from RefSeq and is a predicted model, not a curated record.